AUGGGCAAAUCCGAUCGCCUAGAGGAGCUUCGCCGCGAGAUAAGCCGCGGAGGCCUCUUCGGCGAUGUUGAAAGUGCCCAGCCAGAUACGGGGCGCCAGAUCGGGAACCGCUGCGGCGUGAUCGAGCUGAUGUACACUGGGCUCGAGAGCGGCAUGGUCACGUGGAGGGAUACGGACGACGUGAUCAACAGCGUCGUGGCGGGAUUGGCCACUGGAGCGCUGUACAAGGCGGCCUCGGGGCCGAGGGCGGCGGCGCUGGCAGGAGCGCUUGGAGGCGUGGUGGUAGGAGCUGCUGUUGCUUCCUGA
Messenger RNA from Salvia splendens (bonfire salvia), 306 nucleotides. RefSeq names its product mitochondrial import inner membrane translocase subunit TIM23-2. Gene Ontology annotation, molecular function: transmembrane protein transporter activity. Lineage: Eukaryota; Viridiplantae; Streptophyta; Magnoliopsida; Lamiales; Lamiaceae. Gene Ontology annotation, cellular component: TIM23 mitochondrial import inner membrane translocase complex. The record is from RefSeq and is a predicted model, not a curated record. Bases 1 to 306 code for a protein of 101 amino acids. The transcript has 2 exons. Gene Ontology annotation, biological process: protein import into mitochondrial matrix.